AGGGCCUAAAUUGAUUGUGGACAAUUUCUCAUCACUGUUAACGUGCGUGUUUGUGAAUAUCCCAUUUUAGCACUAUUGUGAAUUACACACAACAAAGCCAAAUUUUGGCCGGGCCGAAAUUUGUUAGCUUCUAAUAAUCUUGGAUUUACUAGUGUUUUGGAAAAAAUUUCUUGCAAAGCUUUGCUGGAUUCUUAACUCCCCACCAUGAAUUUCACAAACUCGGUAAAUGUAUCUGUAGAAACUACGUGCGAGAGUAAAAUUCAAGAAAUAGCCUACGAUGGCACGGAAAUCUACGAGACACCACCAACUUUGUCCGAAACUUUGACCAAUUGCGCUGCACGCAUCGAUUUCAGCAAGACCUCUUUAGAGGAGCUUAAAAAGGAGGAGAAGGCUGCGGGAGAAGAACCCGACAAAGAUGCCCAAUUUCAACCUAGUCUAUGGCCUUGGGACUCGGUACGAAAUAAACUGAAUGAUGCCCUAACAGAGGUAUGUGUUCUCUCGGAUGUUUUGUCAAUUGCAAAAGAUAAACGUUACUUAGUGCUGGAUCCUGUGCCAGAUCCUGAUAAUGAUGAAACAAAGCCCAUAGUUCAAGUGUACAGCAGGAAAAAGGCUUUGAAUCAAGCCGCCCAAAUACUGUUAAGCGGUGCAGAGCGUUUAAAAAAUACCCACACUGAGCAAAGAAACCGCAAUGUGUCCGACUUCCACAUUGAACUGCUGCGCCUCAGACAAAAUUGGCGAUUAAAGAAAAAUAACAACGCCAUAAUUGGUGAUUUGAGCUAUCGAACGGCCGGUUCGAAAUACGGUAUGAGUGGUACUUUUGAAGUGACAAAGGCGGAAGAUGUUGUUGAAGAUGAUGCAACUGCCACUACAUCAUCCACAAGCUCUGGCACAAAUAAUGGUCUCCAGAAUCCCUCGCCUAAAAACAACUCCUCAUUAAGGGUCAUAGUACCAGCAGAAUUACAAGGCGUUGCUUAUUUUAAGGUAAUAACACAAAAGGACCAAGAAGACUUGUGCACAGCUACGGUGAACUUAAUGGGACAUGGUCCCAACACCACCCAACAAGGCGGAGUCUGGCAAAAGACCAUAGAGGAUGCUCAAAAUGUUUUAUUCUGCAAAGAGCUAUUUAGUCAACUGGCCAGAGAAGCCAUUCAAUUACAAGCACCCAUUCCACAUGUGGUAAUAGGAAAUCAAAUAAGAGCUACUCUGCUGCCGGGAAUACAAUUGAUCAUCUCACUAUGCCAUUCCACUACAAUAGAUAGUAGUCAGCCAACACCGGUAAAUGAUCAUGACCACGAUCAUGUUUUGGAACAUUCAUUACAUCAGCUGUUGCGAGAGGUACAUCAUAAAAACUCCCAUCAUCCAUUUCCGCAUCCAGCCAGUGGUCCUUUGGGCCCCAGCAAGAAAAGAAUGCUGGCUGGACCUAUGGCGGCUGACCGACAAACUUUAGUUGAAAUGACCAAGUCACAAACAAUUUUGGAGCAAAUAAUAGCCCAAGCUCAGCACAUAUUUAUGAGAAAACGUACCCAAUAUGUAUUGGAUACUUUGGCACGAGAUGUAAAAGACCCACAAAUUGUUUCACACUGGAAUGCAAUGACUAGCCCCACAAUGUCAUGUGUAAAAAUCAACAUAGUGACGCAUGGAUAUGAUACCAUAAACCGCACCUCACUUGUCAUUCAUGUACGCGAGAGAUCUCUGAAAGCUAUAUGUCGAGAUGGCCGCGUUAUGCACUUAUCUUAUGAGCCCCAGGAGUUACGUGAUUUAAUUCUCUGUCAAAUAAAUUCCCAUCAAAUAUCAUGUCUGCUCAAUUUAGCCCGCUGUAUGGCUUGGCAAGUUCUAUCGAAUAGCAAUCACUUGGGUAUAGGUAAAGUGGAACCGCUAGGAAACGCUAGUUCUUGUCUACUGUCAUCGCCCAAUAGCGAUCGUAUGAUUGCUGUGCAGAUACGUUGUACGCAAUCACAAAUGGAUGUUAAAGUGUAUAUAGCAAAGAGUCCCCGCCAGGAGUUUUUUCCCAAUCCUUUGGUGCCAGAGAAGUUUUGGGAAAAUUUGGGUGGUCAUUUUAAAGAGGUUCGCUUUGAAAAGAUUGAAGGCAAGAGUUUUCUCAAUAAAAUGGAGUUUCUUAUGGCUUCACUGAAUAGUAAUUCAGCUUAAUCAACAUGUGAACACUUAUGUGAAAAUCAAACCUACACACUUACAUACACUAAAACAAUUUUAUUAUAAUUGAAAAUAAACAAAAAGAAAUGAUGUAUUAAAUUUUAAAUUAAGUAAAACUAUAGGCUUUUAAUUCCAACUAUUUCUUUUCGAUUUUAAGACAAAAGUAAAGUUGUGGCUUUUAUUUUUGUAUAUGUAUUUAACAAAUUAAAAAACAAUAAAUCACGACUUCGUCAGAAGAGCUUCGUCGUUGUUUCAAGCUGAUACUUUAUACGGGGAAUUAUUCGUAUUCACGUGAUAACUUGUAAUAAAAACCUAAUUUUACCACAA
This is a messenger RNA of Stomoxys calcitrans (stable fly), 2478 nucleotides long. It is a transcript of the gene MED17, whose product is annotated as mediator of RNA polymerase II transcription subunit 17. Gene Ontology annotation, molecular function: transcription coregulator activity. Bases 205 to 2148 code for a protein of 647 amino acids. The record is from RefSeq and is a predicted model, not a curated record. The transcript has 4 exons. Gene Ontology annotation, cellular component: core mediator complex; mediator complex. Gene Ontology annotation, biological process: regulation of transcription by RNA polymerase II. Lineage: Eukaryota; Metazoa; Arthropoda; Insecta; Diptera; Muscidae.